Molecule: messenger RNA, 5566 nt
Organism: Cercocebus atys (sooty mangabey)
Lineage: Eukaryota; Metazoa; Chordata; Mammalia; Primates; Cercopithecidae
Gene: VSTM2A
Product: V-set and transmembrane domain containing 2A
Exons: 5
Coding region: 402-1088 (228 amino acids)
Source: RefSeq, a predicted model, not a curated record
CGAGCCCAGCGAAGUCCUCAGCCCGCCCCACUUGCCCACUCCCCACUUCCCGAGCCGGCUCCGUGUUUAGGGAGGGCAGUGAUCACGCAAGCCGGAGCGGCGGGCUGACGUUGGACGAGCUGCCAGGUAGCUGGAAGCAGGCAGCCAGGCAGCCGAGACACUUCGCAGCGAUUCCAGCCUGGGCUCCGCUGGAAGCCUCGCUGAAUCCCAGCCAGCUGGUUCUAACCUUCCAGAAUCGCAGUCCCUUCUCCCCACAGCCAGCCCUCGCCGAGCAAGCAGCAGGAUGUUUGCAGUGUCGCGCCCAGGGCUCUGAGACAGAGCCUGCCAUCCACUCGCACGCCUUUCUUUCAGGGCUUUUCGGCUGUUGGCUACACUGAUGUGACCCCCCCUCCCUUUUUGGAAUGAUGGGGAUCUUUUUGGCGUAUGUUGGAUUUGUUUUCUUUUCCGUUUUAUAUGUACAACAAGGGCUUUCUUCUCAAGCAAAAUUUACCGAGUUUCCGCGGAACGUGACGGCGACCGAGGGGCAGAAUGUGGAGAUGUCCUGCGCCUUCCAGAGCGGCUCCGCCUCGGUAUAUCUGGAGAUCCAGUGGUGGUUCCUGCGGGGGCCGGAGGAAAUGGAACCCGGGGCCGAGGGGGCCGGCGCGCAGGUGGAGCUCUUGCCAGACAGAGACCCGGACAGCGACGGGACCAAGAUCAGCACAGUGAAAGUCCAAGGCAAUGACAUCUCCCACAAGCUUCAGAUUUCCAAAGUGAGGAAAAAGGAUGAAGGCUUAUACGAGUGCAGGGUGACUGAUGCCAACUACGGGGAGCUUCAGGAACACAAGGCCCAGGCCUAUCUGAAAGUCAAUGCCAACAGCCAUGCCCGCAGAAUGCAGGCCUUCGAAGCCUCUCCCAUGUGGCUGCAGGAUAUGAAGCCCCGCAAGAACAUCUCUGCAGCCGUCCCCAGCAGCAUCCAUGGCUCUGCCAACCAACGAACGCACUCCACCUCCAGCCCUCAAGCGGUAGCCAAAAUGCCCAAACAAAGUCCACAAUCAGAUACCCAAACAAGAAGAGAAAGAAGAGAAAAGCCAAUCAGGAAUCACGCCUAACUCUGCAGAACGAUGCCCCGAAAAUACUGAUGGUACCCCAUAUCUAAGCCAACUAAACUUGUGUUUACAUAGGAAAUUAAUCCAUCAGAAAAUAUUCAAAGCCAAGAGAAAGUGGAUAUUUGGAGAAUUGGUCAAAUGUACAUGGAAUAAGUGGUUUAUUUAGUUUUCUUCACUCAGCACUUUGAAUUAAAUACCCACAUCCCCUUCUGGGAUCUUUCCUAGAGCCCAAAAGUCUGGUUCUCAUCCCCCACCUGCCACUAACUAAUGAUGGUACUUUGAUCCAUCAAUGUAACCUUUCCUGGGCCCAGACUACCAAAUUUGAAUAAAAAACUUGGAAAAGAGAUUUUUGAAAAGAAGAAGGAAUGCUAGAAUAAUAGUGGAGCCAGGUAUUAAAUGAAUAUUUAAAGGAAUUCAGAGGAACCUUUGUAAGCUGUAAAAGUCUAUGCUAUGAAAAGUUUAAAAUAUUGUUAUAUCAUAAGAAACUUGGUACAUUACGAAGAACAAACAGGCUUUACAUUUUAUUAAUGCAUAGAAAAACCAAGAGGCUGGUAAUGUUUUCAUAUUCAAUAUUUAUCAGUUCAGAGUUGGGGAAAAGUUAAGUUUCAUAUCAAGUAUGAAGUAUGUUAUAUGCGAACUAUGUUACACGUGGUGCAUUUCCUCUGAAAAGAUGAGUAUACAUUCAAAUGAUAGCUGCGCAUCUCAAUUUAAAAAAUGUGGGGUAUUGGAGCAAGGUCGCUUGUCUCAAGGGGUUUCAGAAAGCAGCAGAUUUCUGCUCUGUGCUGAUGGACCACACUGCUGUUUCUUCAUUUCUGUGUCUUUGCAUCACUCCCUGCUAGGAUGAGUUAUUUCACAUUUUUGGGUUACAUAUUCCUGAUCUGCAUAUUUGCCACACAGGGUUGUUGUGAGGAUUAACCAGUAUGAUGGAGACACAGUGCCUACUGCAUGUUGCCUGGCACCUAGCAGGUCCCCUGUAGUUUCAGCCGUUUUGGAGGGUAAGGUGUGGGCACGCGGAAAGAUGCAGCACUGUUCAUCCUGCCCACUGUCUCCCAGCCUGGUGACUGCAGACGCAGGGAAAAAAUGGUAGCACAGAUGGAGGUCUAAACUGAAAAGGAAGGUGCCGAAAGGCAGUCAAGCACUUCUACCUGGCGGACAUAUGAGGGGGGCAUGGAAGGGCAAGAGGCAUGAGAACAGGAGCUGGUGGCACUUAGGCAGUGACGCAGAAGCAGACCCUGACCUCUCCAGGCAGUGGCCCUCUCUGGCUGGCAACAGGCAGUCCACUUGAGGCGGACAGCCCCACACCGUUUCCGCCGGACUGCUGAGGCUACCAAGGUCUCAACUACUAUGCUUUGCUUGUUUUUAAUUUUCCUUUCUUUUUGUAAUGAAAUAUAUGGAAUUUCUGUUAUUCUCUGAAAUCAUAAUCAUAGUGAAGUUAAUAUCUGGAAGGUUUUUUCUAUGUUUCUCCUCGGCCGGGCUUUCAUUUGUCACACUCUCUUGAGAAAUGCUUGCCUGCUGUAUCUCAGGAGAGGCAAGGCCCACACCACUCUUGCAUGAGGAAGAGAAAAGGAUGAGGAAUGGAAGCGAAGUUUCUGCCCUGCUGAGACUUCUAAGACUUCUCAGACUCUUCCAUUUACAAAAUGAAGGAAACACCUCCUCCGCCUUACAAAGGCGGGGGAUUACACUUGCGAGAGCACUAUGAAAAUCUGUAAGCAUAGAAACAAAGCAAAUGAAAGGCGUCAUGAUUAAACAGAUGUCGAAGGACAUUAUGAAACGGCAGUCUGUGUCCAAGAGAAACCUCUAGGUCCUAUUAGGCCUAUCUUCAUCUAAGCCUACUGCCUGUAAAUUUUCUUCACAUAAUUUAGAUAAUAGCAUCUUCCUUUCUUCUUCGCAGAGCAUUUUAUGUUGGGGGUAAAGUUUGAAAACUCUCGAGGCCUUGCUUUACACAUUGAAAGUAAUUUUUAAAAUUGCAAAAAAUUUUACUCCUUGCUUUUAAUGAGCUAAUAGCAUAAUCAGUGAGGUAAGACAAAUAUGAUUAAUUACACACAAUGUAGGCCUGGUAAAGAACCUAGCAAAAGAAAAUACUGCUGAAGUUCAGAGGAGGGAGAGAUUACAACUAGCUACUAGGAACAGAUAAAUGGACAGGCAAUUAUCUGAGGGCAAUAGUUGCUUAAACGUGUGACUGUAUUAAGGGGAUGACAGAUUAUCCUGCUUGGCCUCAGCAGAGAACAAAAGAAAUCAAAUAAAACAAAACAGGCAAUCCUAUCACAACACAAUACCUGGCAUACUAAUAUGAUGAGAAUAAGACAAUUCUACACAGUUAUUAUGCUCACUUUAGGAAACAUGGGGAAAUAGUAUCUCAUUUAAGAUCUCAAAAGUGAGUGGCAGCAGAGGAAAUCAGAACUCAGGGGUCCUGACGGCAACCCUGGCUCUGAGUAUUUCACAAAAGUAAAGCAUUUCUAUCUGUAAAAUGAGCACAGAGUGGCCGAAGUUUACUUGUUACAUAAAAGUUAAUAUUUCCAUACAAUAAACCAUAACAUGUUUGAUAAGAAGCAAUGGCAUUAUGUAAUUAGUAUAAAUCUGAAUGAAAAUGACUAUGAUGAUUAUUUGUUAAAAUUACACAGGACAAAUUGUAGCAUUUUAGAUUCUCAGAUGUCACUUCUAAAAGUCUUUGGGCCUACAAAGAUAAAGAAGUACAUAUCUUUUCAUUCAAGACAUAAAAAACAGAAAGGAGAGAAACACAGUCAGUAAUUUGAUGACAAUACACAUUUGCUUUAGAAUUCACUAUAUAGGAAAAAAUCUUUGUAAUUUUCCUGGUGAAAAUGAAUUGUAUUUAAUUAAAAAUAUGCUAGUAAAUGCAUGCACCUAGGGUGGUUGAAUGAUUACAAUCUGAAAACAAAAGUACCAUGCUUCAAUAGUUUAUUACAUAUCUGAUGGAAGUUCAAAAUUUUAGUAGGCUCAAAAUAUUCUUUACACUGCAUCAUUGGGUUUCCUUUUAGUUAUAAUACUCAUGUAAAUUAUGCUUUAACUUGCACAUGCUGGAUAUAGUAUGAUAGGAAAUGGUGGGUCAAAAUGAAGCAGCUGUUUCCAUAAUAUCUCACUGGGCUAAUGGGAUCAGGCAUGUCCUAUGAAGGGUUGAUUAAUUAAGAAAAGGGACGACAUAAGUUAUGGUGCAGUUUCAACAAAUUCUAGCCAAUCUGCAAUGCCCAUGUUGAAAAGAAAACCAUUGUUUCACAAAAUACAUUUUAAAUAGUGAAUUAUUUUACCAAGUUGUAUUUGCUUUCAGCAUUUUAAAACUUGUAUUCAAUACCAGACAUACUUUGUGUGAAAUCAAGGACCAUUGCCUAUUUGGGGAAGCAUUUAAUAAUUUAUUUUUCUUUCUUUUUUUUCAUUAAAUGAAUCCCUGUCAAAGAGUUUCUCUUCAAAAGAUAAUGAGAAUACGUGUUUAAUUUUGGAAAGCUCUGAUGUUAUUGGUUCUACAUAGAUUGUGUACAUUUUCCUGGCAAAAUCUCUGUACUUAGAACUGCAUGUGAACUGAGCUAUCACUGUUGCAUUUUUUGAAAUUUGUCACCCAACUUGAAUAGAGGACCAUUCUGCAGAGCCCCACUACUAACCUCUGGGUCUUCCUCCAGUCACUGGGUUUCUGUGAGGAGAUACUGUAUACUGGUAAAUAUAUAACCCUCCUACCAGUAAGGCAACUCAAUGACAACACUAAAGUAACCUAGCAGAAAUACAGUAAUGUGAGUUUACUAAAUGGCUACUUUGGAAGCCCCAAAUAUUUAUUCUACAUACAGUGACUUUUAGAGAAAAAGGGGUUCUGCCACAAUUUUUAUCAUUGUCAAUGUGGACCCAAAUAUGAUUUAGAUGAAGUAUUCAAAAGAUUGCAUUUCCCCAUGCUUACCCCCUUCAAACACAUUUAAUCUUUGUCCAGUUAAAGAUGAAAGAAGGUAAUGCUUUGAUCCUCAUCACAUUUUUGUUCUUUACUAAUAAAGGCAUUCAAUAUGUCAUUUGUAGCUAGAAACUUAUUGAAUAAAAUAUAUGACAAAAAAAUGCAAAACUACAAUUUCUUCCCUGAGAUAGUCUUGGAGCUCUUUCAGGAGUUUCCAAUUCUUGAUAGCACUAACUUUCUCCAAGAUUUUGAAGAUUUAAAAAAAAAAAAAAAUCUCACUCUAAAAGUAAAUGCCCAAAUGCACCCACCCUAGAACAAGUUCCCCCCUCGUUGAGGAACCUGCUGUUCUCAGGUUGUGUCAUAUGCCCUGUGGAUUUAUGCUCAUGCAGUAGGAAAAAAAAGGGAUGUGUUUUUAGGUACCAGUAUAGGAAGAACCAGAUGACUUUAGGGAAUGAUCCUCAAGGAAUUACUUGAGGGAAAAGUAUCUGGAUUUGCCCCUCUCAGUGUUCCCAGCCAUGGGAUGGCAUUGUUUGAAAACAGACAAAACAAACAACACCAACUUCCUGGGACUGAAAUCCUUUGUAUGUGUUGUUGU